AAAAGAAAAAAGAAUUAGUUGUUGAGUGAUAAUGCAAUAUUAUUUUGAUAACAUUAAUACAGUAUAUAAAUAUUGAAGAGUUUAUUUCAUAUCAGCAGAAUGUCUCCAAUACUUUUGGUGAUAACAGCAGUAUUUAUAUUGUAUUUGGGAUAUAUUUUUGUCACUGGAAAACCAAAUAAUACACCACCAGGAAUUAUUAGGCUACCAUUUUGGGGAUCAUAUUGGAUUCUUUUAUGGGGAAAUUACACAUAUCCUUAUAAAACAAUAGCUUAUUAUGUUGAGAAAUAUAAAUCGAAAAUAAUUAGCUGUUAUCUUGGAAACUCUUUUGUUGUUAUUGUCAAUGAUUAUGAUGGAGUUAAGGAAGUUCUCACGAGAAAAGAAUUUGAUGGUAGAUAUGUUAGUGACAUUAUGAAAAUUCGAGCAUUUGGAAAUAAAAUGGGAAUAUUUUUCAAUGAUGCUGUUGAGUGGCAUGAACAGCGACGAUUUGCAUUACGAAAUAUGAGAGAUUUUGGUUUUGGUCGUCGUCAUCAAGAAGUGGAAAAUAAUUUCGUUGAAGAAUUAACAGUGAUGCUUGAUACAAUUGACAAUGGACCAAUUAAUAAUUCAGAAAAAUCUGUGGUCAAUGGUGAUUUAGUAUAUUUUCCAAAUAUAUUAUAUCCAACAUGUGUCAACAUGAUAUGGUCAAUUAUGUCAGGAGAAAGAUUUGAUAGAUCAGAGCAUGAUAUUCUUCGUCAAUUUUGUAUUGAUGCAUCUACGUUUCAAGCUGGAGGUGAUACAACUGGUGGUGCUAGUUCAAUGACCAGCUGGCUACGUCAUUUUGGCAAUAUUUUUUAUUGCAAAGAUCUGCUUAAUGGAUAUGCUGGAAUGAUUAAUUUUCUCAAGCAAUAUAUUAAACAAAAUAAAGAAACAAUGAUUGCUGAAGACUCUCCUCGUGGUUUUAUUUCUACGUAUCUUCAUAAGUUAAAUAAAUUACAAAAUAACGAUGAACUUGGAUACUCAAUGAAACAAUUACUCAUGGUUGCAACUGAUUUUUCAUUUCCAGCUGGUUCAGCUGUACCAUUUGCCAUAACUCAAUGUAUUAAACAAGUGAUGCAUUAUCCAGAAGUCAUGAAAAAAGUACAAGCUGAAAUUGAUCAUGUUGUUGGUCGUGGACGAGUUCCAAAAUGGGACGAUAGAAAAGAUUUGCCUUAUACUGAAGCAACAAUUCGUGAAGUCAUGCGAAUUGAAACUCCCACACCACUCAGCGUUCCUCAUAGAGCCAUUAAAAAUACAAAAUUAUUUGGCUAUGACAUACCAGUGGACACAAUAAUAUUAACAAAUCUUGCUGCAAUGCACAAUGAUCCAGAUACCUGGGGUGAUCCAGAAAAUUUUCGACCUGAAAGAUUUUUAAAUGAUCAAGGUCAGCUGGGAAAAGACUACAGUAUGCCUUUUGGAAAUGGAAAACGUCUUUGUGCUGGUGAGACUUUUGCACGAUUUAUGGUAUUUGGUAUGUUUGCCACUCUUGUUCAACAUUAUGAUUUUUCUUUUGUCGAUGGAGAACCCAUGAGUCUGGAUGACAAAAUACCUGGACUAACUACACAGCCACGAAGAGCAUGGAUUAAGCUCAAUCCUCGUCAAUAAAUAUAUCUUUUUUUUUUUUUUUUUUACAAACGAGCGUAAUAUUUUUUUCGAAAAUUAAAUAUACAUAAACAGUAUAUAUUUUUUUAAAAUCAUUAUCAUUGUAACAUUGAGUGAUAUUUUAAUUCAUCCCAUUUAUUUAUUUAUUUUUUAAAUUAGCUGUAUAUUGUGGCAAAAAAA
This is a messenger RNA of Aphidius gifuensis, 1797 nucleotides long. Its product is annotated as probable cytochrome P450 304a1. The transcript is spliced from 7 exons. The record is from RefSeq and is a predicted model, not a curated record. The coding region runs from base 100 to 1620 and encodes 506 amino acids. Gene Ontology annotation, molecular function: monooxygenase activity; heme binding; oxidoreductase activity, acting on paired donors, with incorporation or reduction of molecular oxygen. NCBI's taxonomy places the organism in Eukaryota, Metazoa, Arthropoda, Insecta, Hymenoptera, Braconidae.